Cydia strobilella is the source of this 1063-nucleotide messenger RNA. RefSeq lists its product as uncharacterized. The transcript is spliced from 2 exons. Bases 58 to 1029 code for a protein of 323 amino acids. Gene Ontology annotation, molecular function: protein binding. The record is from RefSeq and is a predicted model, not a curated record. Lineage: Eukaryota; Metazoa; Arthropoda; Insecta; Lepidoptera; Tortricidae.
AAUUUGCGGAGACUUGAACUAAGUGUUUUUCGGAGAUUCAACGGUACAGACUCCAAAAUGAAGUUCGCAAUCCUCGCAGCCCUCGUCGCCCUGGCUGUCGCCGCGCCCCCCACCAACGACGAGCAGCUCAUCAUCACUAAGAAGUUCUACCCCGACUCCUUCGCUGUCUACACCGGCCACCACGACAUCGUAGACAUCGUCGUACCCCUCAAUCAGAUCAACUACUCCGAAGACAGCAACGAAGACACUGACGAAACUAAACUCACUGUCUUCUUCGUCGAAGCUGAUCUCAAAAACGAUGGAACUUACGACUACAAAGGAUUGUACACCUACAAGAACGGCGUAACCAAGAAAGUGCUUGAGAACGGACAGUGCACGACUUAUGCUAAGAACAAGAUUGUCUACUUCGGCGCUAGCGACGGCAUCUACAAGUAUAAUGAGCACGAUCAGACUGCGACCAAAUAUGGUACCGUUACUGAGAGCGUCAUCAGAAUGGCUGUUGAUACUGAAAAUGCUCACGUAUAUUACUUAACUUCAAACUACGUUUUGUAUAAAUAUGAUGAAGACGAGAAGGUGUCAACUAAAGUUGAAGCAGUUAAGGACGCUAGAAACAUCGUCUUCGAUUACAACGGUAUGAUGUUCUUCUACAACGGCAAUCACCAGUUCUACACUUACAACGGCCAGCGUGUCCUUAAAAUCGAGGGUCUCCCAGCGCACCCUACUAAAGUAACACUCAUCAGGCCUCCAGUAAUGAUCAACCAGGCAUACGCUGUUAUUGACGGCCGUCUUUAUGAGCUGAAUGUGGAUGGUACCAGUGAUAUAUCACCGAUUAAGUUCCAGUCUCAACCCACCGCGUACGCCCCGGACACCAUUGUGUACCAAUACUAUGCUUACAAGCAGAAGAUUUACUUGUACAACCUGAUUACUCUGUUUGCUGAUAAGCACAUUGACGAACUGAAUGAGUUCUUUGAAGAUCAGCAGGAACAGAUUAACGCUUACAAGAAUACGAAGGUUUCUAGCCGUUUGUAAUUUGUUUUGACUGAAUAAAACUGCUAUGAUUUAU